UUCUGAGCCCGCCUCUGUCCCCUGCAACCAACGCGGGCAGGUCUGCGGACUGCAUGGCUUCCCUGGCCCUGUAAACCCGACCCUCCUGUUCGCUGUCCCUCUCUCUCUGCCUUUGCCGGUUGACUUGCGUGGCUUGGGCUCCGCGGAGGAUGGGGCCUCUGGAUGUGUGGGACUUCUCGCCUUUGCUGUCACUGUGGAUGAACAGGUUCUACAUAUAUAUGGGCUGUGCCCUGGGCCUUACCCUUUGCAUCUGUGUCCAUAUCAUCAAGAAGCAGGUCACUCGUUCCCAGGAGAAAAGUGUCCCAGGAGCUCCUGAUAGCUCCCUCUCCCCUCAGAAGAAGCAGACACACGUUUCUGGAGUGAAGAUUUUCUAUGGAUCUCAGACGGGCACUGCCAAGGGAUUUGCAGUGAUUCUUGCCAAAGCUGUCACAUCUCUGGACCUGCCUGUGGCCAUUAUUAAUCUGAAGGAAUAUGAUCCAGAUGACAGUCUGAUAGGAGAGAUCACUAGUAAAACCGUCUGUGCCUUCCUGGUUGCUACGUACACGGACGGCUGCCCUACAGAGAGUGCAGAGUGGUUCUGCAAGUGGUUAGAGGAAUCGGCUAAUGAUUUCCGCUUUGGCAAAACUUACCUGAAGGGACUUCGCUAUGCAGUGUUUGGCCUGGGAGACUCUGCCUACCGGAGCCACUUCAACAAGGUCAGCACGAACGUUGACAAAUGGCUCUGGAUGCUCGGUGCCCAGCGGGUGCUGACCCGAGGGGAAGGCGACUGCAAUGCAGUUCAGAGCAAACAUGGCAGCAUUGAGGCCGACUUCACAGCCUGGAAGACCAAGUUCAUCUCCCGGCUGCAGGCCCUGCAGAGAGGGGAGAAAAAGGCCUGUGGCAGGAACUGCAAGAGAGGGAAGUGUGAGUCGGCCCAGCAUGGCCCAGGAGCGGCAAGGCCUCACCCGCAAGGCGAAUUGCAUCCUGGGGAUGCUGAGGAGGAAGAGCCCUGUGAGAGCAGCAGCGAGGACGAGCUCGGGACCCAGGAUUAUCAGAGCCUGACUUCUGUGGUGGAUGUUGAGGACCUGGGCAACAUCAUGAACCCCGUGAAGAGGGAAAAGAGAGAAAAGGCUCAUCAGGACGGGAAAGCUGCCAUGCAGAGGAACCCAGAGAAGAACGAGGAUGGCGAAGGAAGAGCUAUGAUAACACCUGCUCUGCGCGAAGCCCUGACUAAACAAGGGUACCAGCUGAUCGGCAGCCACUCUGGUGUGAAGCUUUGCAGGUGGACAAAGUCGAUGCUGCGGGGGAGAGGAGGUUGCUACAAACACACGUUCUACGGCAUCGAGAGCCACCGCUGCAUGGAAGCCACCCCAAGCUUGGCGUGUGCGAAUAAAUGUGUUUUCUGCUGGCGGCACCAUACCAAUCCUGUGGGCACUGAGUGGCGGUGGAAGAUGGACCAGCCAGAAUUGAUCUUGAAGGAAGCCAUUGAGAACCAUCAGAACAUGAUUAAACAGUUCAAAGGCGUGCCAGGCCUCAAGGCGGAGCGCUUUGAAGAGGGGAUGGAGGUCAAGCACUGUGCACUGUCGCUCGUGGGUGAGCCCAUCAUGUACCCAGAAAUCAACAGGCUUUUGAAGCUGCUCCACCAGCACGGCAUCUCCAGCUUCCUUGUCACCAAUGCGCAGUUCCCUGAGGAGAUCAGGAAGCUCACGCCAGUUACUCAGCUCUACGUGAGCGUGGACGCCAGCACCAGAGACGGCCUGAAGAAGAUCGACCGCCCGCUCUUCAAGGAUUUCUGGCAGCGCUUCCUAGACAGUUUGAAAGCCUUAUCUGCAAAGCAACAACGAACGGUCUACAGACUGACGCUUGUGAAGUGUUGGAACGUGGAUGAACUCCAGGCCUACGCUGAGCUGGUGUCCUUGGGGAACCCCGACUUCAUCGAGGUCAAGGGUGUGACCUACUGUGGGGAGAGUGCAGCCAGCAGCCUCACCAUGGCCAAUGUCCCUUGGCAUGAGGAAGUGGUGCGGUUUGUCCGUGAGCUGGUCGAUCUGCUUCCCGACUAUGAAGUUGCGUGUGAACACGAGCACUCCAACUGCCUCCUGAUCGGACACAAGAAGUUUAAGAUCGAUGGAGAAUGGUGGACAUGGAUCAAUUACAGCCGCUUCCAAGAGCUCGUUCUGCAGUACGAAGAAAGUGGAGGCUCCAAGACGUUCAGCUCAAGGGAUUACAUGGCCAGAACCCCACAGUGGGCACUGUUUGGUGCCAGGGAAAGAGGCUUUGAUCCCAAGGACACGAGAUACCAGAGGAAGAACAAAACGAAGGACAUUUCCGGAUGUUGAGCUUAUCUGAGUUAAGGAUCUCCAAAGACAAAAGCUACAUGGCCCCGGCAGGUCCUUGGCUGCCAUCACUGUCCACGGGGUAACAGUUCACAGCCGUACUUCAUGGUCUGACACCAGCAGGCAGCCAUGCUGCCCACACGGCAUCCACAGGUCGACGCUGCUUACCAGAACUCAGGCCCUUUAAUGAGUCAGUUUCUGAGACAGUGAAGAUGACAGUCACCUCUGAAUUUUUAUAGUUUGGAUUUUAUUUUAGUAAUUUUCCUAAGUGCUAUCCCUGAGUGUUACACAGGGAAUAAACACUGCCGCCACCUCCUUCUGA
Messenger RNA from Mus caroli (Ryukyu mouse), 2634 nucleotides. Its product is annotated as S-adenosyl-L-methionine-dependent tRNA 4-demethylwyosine synthase TYW1. The record is from RefSeq and is a predicted model, not a curated record. NCBI's taxonomy places the organism in Eukaryota, Metazoa, Chordata, Mammalia, Rodentia, Muridae. Gene Ontology annotation, biological process: wybutosine biosynthetic process. Gene Ontology annotation, molecular function: 4 iron, 4 sulfur cluster binding; catalytic activity; FMN binding.